Molecule: messenger RNA, 1006 nt
Organism: Aureococcus anophagefferens
Lineage: Eukaryota; Pelagophyceae; Pelagomonadales; Pelagomonadaceae
Exons: 1
Biological process (GO): rRNA base methylation
Cellular component (GO): cytoplasm
Molecular function (GO): rRNA (cytosine-N4-)-methyltransferase activity; RNA binding
Source: RefSeq, a predicted model, not a curated record
CAAGACCUACGACGCGACGCUCCUGAAGAAGGCCAAGGGCGACUACGACGGCCCGCUCUCGCCUCCCUACGAGGUCUUCCUCAAGUACCUGCCGCCGGACGCGACGGAGGCGCAGGUCGAGGCCUUCUUCGCGGGCUGCGGACCGCUCGCGCUCAAGCCCAAGCUCAUGCGCGACCACAAGACGGGCCGCGUGAUCCGCGGCUUCGUGCGCUUCGCGGACGAGGCGGGCAUCCGCGCCGCGCUCCGGCGGGAUCUGGCGCGCCUCGGCGGGCGGUCCGUGAGCGUCACGGUGGCGACGACCUGCGGCACGAUGCAGGCGUCGGGCACGCACACGCCGGCCAUGUUCGAGGAGUGCGUCGAGGCUUUGGGCGUCGAGUGGAACCCGGACGGCGUCUACGUCGACGGCACCUUCGGCCGCGGCGGCCACACGCGGAAGAUCCUCGAGAAGCUCGGCCCCAAGGGCACGCUCCACGGCUUCGACAUGGACCCGGAGGCCGUCGCCGUCGGCGAGCAGCUCCGGGGGGAGGAUCCGAGGUUCGUGAUCCACCACGCGCCGUUCUCGUCCAUGGCCGCGGUCCUCGCGGGCGUCGCCGUCGACGGCGUGCUGCUCGACAUCGGCAUCUCAUCGCCCCAGCUCGACGGCGGCCGGGGCUUCAAGCCCGAGGUCGACGGGCCCCUCGACAUGCGCUUCGACGUCCGCGAGGGCGUCGAGGACGCGAUGGGCUACCUGCGGCGCGCGUCGCGCGUCGAGCUCGCGGCGGCGCUCGAGGCCUACGGCGGCGAGCGGCCCGCGGCGGCGCGGCGCAUCGCCGACGCCGUCGCCCUGGCGAAGAAGGACGGGUCGCUCGCGCGGAUGACGACGCGGCCCUUCGCCGAUUUGGUGGAGCGCGCCAAGGGCAAGGAGUACCAGGCCAUGCACCCGGCGAAGAUGACCUUCCAGGCUUUGCGCAUCGUCGUGAACCGGGAAUAUUUGGAACUCGAGCGGGGCCUUGCGGGGGCGCUGGAG